CUAUCUUGACUCUCAGUAUCAGGGUCUGCUGUCUGCCAGUACAGUACUGUACUGGAGAUGCCAAGAUGGCUGCAAGCAAUUAUUUCGGCUUCACACAUGGUGCCGGUCCGCAAUACAGUACCCAGCCUCCCCCAGCCUACUCCCAUCCCUCCACAGCCAGUUACAGUGUCCAGCAGGCUCCAGCUGUGGCUCAUGCAGUGACUGCGUCCUACUCUCCCGCUCCAGUCCAGGCAGCCCGGCCUGUGGUCACUGCCCCGUAUCCUACCUAUCAGAGCCAUCAGGCUCCGCCUGACUAUGCCUACAGGCAGCCCGGCACCCCCGCACCCCCACAGCCCACCACCACCCCGCAGACGUACCAGGUAUACUCAGAAACGCAGGACAACUACAGCUACGGCCGUCCUGCAGCUGUGACUACCUAUGACAAUAAGCAGUACUAUCAGACCAGUAUCGCUACGGCUCAGAGGACACCCACAGAGAAUUACUACCAGACUGUGGGCGUAAAGAGUGCUUACAGUCCAGCCCCCACCACUGUGUACAGCCAGCCUCCUCCUCCCCAGAGGCAGGUAACGGCCCUGAAGCCUCUGGCCCCAUCCAGCUCUGUGUCCACCAGCUAUAACAUCUACCCAGUGUCCACCAGUGUCCAGCAGCCGCCCACACCCAUUUCAUCUUACACCCUCGGGUCCUCCUUUGGCUCUACUGUUUCAGCCACGACCUACUCAGGCAUUAGCUACUCCAGUUAUGACUCAACUGGCUACACCUCCACAUCCACCCCCUCCUAUUACCAGCCGGCCCAGCAGACUCUCACCCAGCCGCAGCCUCCACCUCAGCAGCCGCAACAGCCCCAGCCCCCCAUCCAGCCGCCACCCAAGCAGCUGACGAGCUCGUCCUGGAGCAACUCGGGCAGCAACAUGGUGACAGCACCGGCUGGCAACACCUACAAAAAGCCAACGUUUCACCAGAGCAAGCUGCAGAAGCCCAAAGGGCCUCCCAAGCAGCCCCAACUCCAUUACUGUGACAUUUGCAAGAUUAGUUGUGCAGGCCCUCAGACGUACCGGGAGCACCUUGAGGGCCAGAAGCAUAAGAAAAAAGAGGCUGCCCUUAAAUCAGGAGGGCAGACAGGGGCCAGCAACGGGCCGAGAGGGGUCCAGACCCAGUUACGCUGUGAGCUAUGUGACGUCUCCUGCACUGGAGUGGACGCCUAUGCCGCCCAUAUCCGUGGGGCCAAACACCAGAAGGUGGUGAAACUUCACACCAAGCUGGGCAAACCUAUACCUUCCACUGAGCCCGUGUUGGUGAAUUCGGCUCCAGUUAUCACGACCUCGACAGCUGGGAAACCUCCAGUCUCUUCAUCCACUGCUGCCUCUGUCUCAACCACUUCAACUCCCGCUGCGACACCUAAACAGGUGGCAGUAAACGCAAUGGCCAAAACAGCAGCACCAGUCCAGAAGAAACCAGCUCCUACAAAAAUAACUGUCAUUUCCAAUAAGCCUGCCAGUGCUCCGGCAGCUACAGUGACAGCAGCAGCAGCGGUGGUGGUGGCUGCCAAGGUGGAGGAGCAACAGUCCGUUCAGAGGAUGGAGCCUCACAGCGAUGAUGACGACAGUGACAGAGCCGGAGGCCAGGGUGACAUUCAGCCAGUGGGACACGACUACGUGGAGGAGGUUCGUAACGAUGACGGAAAAGUGAUUCGAUUCCACUGUAAACUGUGUGAGUGCAGCUUCAACGACCCCAACGCUAAAGACAUGCACCUGAAGGGGAGACGGCACAGACUCCAGUACAAGAAGAAAGUGAACCCUGAGCUUCCUGUGGAGAUCAAGCCUAGUAACCGGGCCAGGAAGCUGCAGGAGAGCAAGCUGAAGAAGCAGAAGCAGAAGGCGGUGCUGAAGAGACAGAGAGACGAUGAGCAGCGCUGGCACAUGGAGAUGAGGUCAGACCCAUGGCCAAAGCGAUAUGAGGAAGACAUGUACUGGAGAAGGAUCGAGGAGGAGCAGAUGUACUGGGGGGAGCAGAGACGCAGAAUGGCUCCUCCACCGCUCAUGAGCCGCCCUGGUAUGCCAGUACCCCCUCUGCUGACGUGUGUGCGUCGGCCAGACUCCCCUGAUGACCGUCACAUCAUGGCUAAACACUCUACCAUUUACCCGGUAGAGGAAGAGCUGCAGGCUGUUCAGAGGAUUGUCUCCCACUCUGAGAGAGCCCUUAAACUAGUGUCAGACUCACUUCUGGAGAAGGAGGCACCAGCUGUUGAAACCGCUGCUACCGAAGGAGGAGAGGAAAAAGGUACUGAGAACGCAGCACGGCUGCUAAAAGGUGUGAUGAGGGUGGGCAUCCUGGCCAAAGGCCUGCUGCUACGUGGGGACAGAAAUGUUGAGCUCAUCCUGCUAACCGCUAAGAAACCCACCAUCACUUUACUGAAGAACAUCGCCAAGCAGCUGCCCAAAGAACUCGAGACAUUUUCUGAAGAUCAGUAUGAGGUGCAGGCUCACCCCGAGGAGGCGAACAUCGUGAUAUUUUCAAGCAAGGAGCCCAAAAUGCAGGUGACCAUUUCUCUCACCUCGCCGCUGAUGAGGGAGGACCCUGCUACUGAGAAGGACAAGCAGGCAGCAGGAAAAGCGGCUGAGAAAGGUGUGGCUGAAAAGGACCCAACUGAUCUUCUGAAUAAGAAGAAAUGUCUGGAAUACCUGGCUGCUCUCCGACACGCCAAAUGGUUUCAGGCUCGUGCCAACGGGCUGCAGUCCUGUGUGAUUAUCAUUCGGGUGCUAAGAGAUUUAUGUCAGAGGGUUCCCACCUGGGGGAAGAUGCCCGGCUGGGCGAUGGAGCUGCUGGUGGAGAAAGUGAUCAGCAGUGCUGCAGGCCCGCUCAGCCCAGGAGAGGCCAUGCGCCGAGUCCUGGAGUGCAUCUCCACAGGCAUCCUGCUACCAGAUGGACCAGGGUUGAUGGACCCCUGUGAGAAAGAGCCAACAGAUGCUCUGGAGAGCAUGAUGCUUCAAGCCAGAGAGGACAUAACUGCCAGCGCACAGCAUGCGCUGCGGCUGCUUGCUUUCCGUCAGAUCCACAAGGUUCUGGGCAUGGAGUCUCUGCCGGCGUCCAAGGCCAGCGCUCGAAACCGCAAGCGUCGGCGGGACGGCAGCGAGACGGGCGAAGGAGAGGGGGAGGGCAAGAAGGACAAGAAGGAGGAAGCAUCGACUGCUUGACCUUUGUGUCCACAGCGGAGGCGUUUGCUAGUUUAGAGACUGGUAGAAUGUCACAACUUUCAACUUUUUCUUAUCUCGAAAACAAUCUUAACACGCAGCUAUACACAUAUGAAUAUAACUGACUGUACAUGUUACAUGUCUGCCCUUGAAUUAGGAGGAGUCAUGUGUUGGGAGGAGGAGACUGAAGCUUGAGAACCUGUACUGCAAAUCCUUCUCUCUUAUAGUAAUAUCCCACAAGAUUCAGUGUCUUUUAAAGUGUGCAGAGGAAAUUGGCUCAGUAAAAAUCAUGAAAAUGACUGAUUGCAUUAUUGCACACAAACUACUGACCAUCCCUCCCCUGUUUAUUCACCGUAGCUUAACCACUAAUGUGUACUACAGUUGUGUUGUUUUCUACGAUGUUGAAGGGAAGCUUUGGUUUGUUUCAACCUGGACCCUACUUUUCCAUGUUUUUGUAUCAAAGUGACUAAUGGGAACAACAUUUUUUAUUAAAGUGGUCCAGUAUUGAGAAAAUAGCAGCUGUAAAACAAGCUUCAAUGUAAUCCCUAUGGGUAAUUGUGCACCAUCAAUUAACGUCCACUACAAGUGCUCGUUUUGCCACUGACAGGCUUAUAGAAGAAAGACCCUACAGAGAAAUUAAACAUUUGUCCCGUUUGUUAUUGUGACCAAAUCUCGCUCAAAGACAAGUCUCCUUAUGAAAUCUUGCGAAAGGCUACUUUUUGCUGGAAAAACAACGGUAGAGGCGUUACAGAGAGUUGGAGAGAGGAGUGUCAGGAAGAGUUUGAUGUGUUGGAGUACAAGAAAUAUAGCUUAAGCCCUGUUUCCACCAAACACUUCUGGUAUGGUACCUUUAAAACAAAAGUAGCCCUGCAGACAUGGUACCUAGACUCUAGCGUUUCCACCGCAUAUCGUACUCUUGAAAUGUGGGUGGGGUUUUUGUCACUCAUUGCUUUGUGCAGCACUCACUGUAUGUCCUCAUUUAUCAGUCUGCCCCUUGCUUAUCGUCCACAGAACGAGACUGCACGGCGAUAUUUCUGAACAAAAUAAAACAGGCUGCAGUGAGAGUCUCUCUCUGGGAUAUUUAAGAAUAGUGGGUUUGUGCAUUUAGUCCUUCUCAGGCAAGCUCAGGGGUUUAGUGUUGCUGGAGUCCACAGGAACGACGCUCUGUGAUGCUUUCUUUCCUCUCCGAGCAAGGUUUGAUACACACAGUUCAUAUAAUCUGGUCAAAUUAAAAUAUAUUUUUAAACACUUGAAGAUCCACUCAUAUCUAAAAGUGUCUGUCAUCCAAGAGAGGGAAUUAAAACUAAAGUAAUGGGCAAAGUUUCAUUGGAUUCAUGUCGUCAUACAUAGCUCAUACAUGACUAACACAAGUAAUCGUUCCACCCUUUCUCAGACUACAGCUGCUGAAAGAGGCAGCAAAACAUCCUUUCAUUUUACAGUUUUAGUUUACUAAUAUAUGUAAAACUCUCCACAAGCUUCAAAACCAGCCACAACUCAGCCCUGAUCAGAGUGACUGUCUGCCAUUAACCAAUCAAUGGACUGCAGUGUUCACAGCUCCACCUUUUAGUACCAGAUCUGUGUGCUAGGUACCCCAACAGAGGGGACGCGGUACUGAACACGUCCAUUGGUACCAUCCACAACUUUUCACAUCGGAAACAGAAAAACAGCGUACGGGACUGAACUGUACGGUACUGCUUGGUGGAAACGGCUUUAGUGUGAUCGAAAAGAUUUUCAGUGACAAUGUGGAAAAGAUUUCAUGAGAUUUCAGAACAAGACUUGAGCAAGUCUUGGUCACAAUAACAAAUAGACGAGUUAAAGGUAAAGAAAAAAAAAUCUCUGUUGCUUUUAAUAACCAAUACCAAACACUUCCCAGUGGACAGUUGCCUGUAGGGACUACAUGCAGCCUGUUGCACCACUGCAGCUCUCAGUGUUGGACCAGUUUCAAAAAUUGUUGCUCUCGUUAGUCACUUAGACAGAAAACAUGAGAACAUAGACCCAGGUUGAAACAAAUCAAAAUUUCCAUUUAAAGCCUCCAGUUAAAUCAUCAGCACUUUAAGCUUUAUUUCCAACAGAGUCUGAUCUCUUCUGCUCGAGUCAGGACCGAACUAACGUUUGUGCGUGACAUUUGUACACUGAAAUGUGUUGUUCACCCUGUGUUUAAAAAAGAAAAGACAGGGGUUCAAGUUUAGAAGCUUUGAAACUGCGAGAAAGAUCACAGAAGGCUGACCGUGUUAGGUGUACAUACAGUACUGUGAUGUUCAUUGUGCCUAAAAUGACACAUUAGCUGCUUCUCUUCACGCCCUCUAGGCUCCCUCUGAAGCCUCAACAUUUCCUCAUACAUUUGACAAUUCAAGAUAAAAGUUGUGAAACCCCAAAAGGCCCUGCAUCACACCUGAAAAACAAGGCUACACUAAAAUAACUUCCUUUUUGAAAUACGUCACCAUGGUUUUGCCAUAAACGUACAAAGACACAGAAGCUCUGCCUUGUGAGUUUUUCUGUGGAGGUCACACUGGAGAUUAAAUCUGUCUGAGGAGAGAGAGAGAGAGAGGUCUUAUGUUGCACAGUCUGUAGCAUGCUGAGGGAAUGAAGCACUUAAGAAAUGACAAUGUUACUGUAUGCAGCCAUAACUGUAUCAUUUAAAUAAUAUGCCUAGUAAUCUUUUUUCUUCCAGAGUAUGGUUAGCAGAAGAGAGAAGCUUUAGUGUGAAAAAUAAGACUGAAUAUCUACUGUAAUGAUCAAGUAGUCCUUUGACUUUCUUCCUUGUGCCUGCAUCAUGGUGUGUGUCACAGAGUACGGGGAACAUUUAUGUUUUUGUCGGGUUGAUAUUGUAUUGAGCUCAUUUCACACAGAUGUAGGACAGGGAAGGGACAGUUGCACAACUAUUUGGCUUAAAAGUUGACGUGAGAGAAUUAUUGUGCCGUUUUUAGUUUGAUUUUCAUUUAUCAAGAGCAUCAUAUAAGUAUUGCUUAUUUUAUUUCUGAAGGAAUCUAUUUUGUAUUGUUUAAAAAAGGAAAGUGUGAACGUUGCUGUCCUUUAUUAUUUGAAUGUCUUUGUAGUGUUGCAAAAUUAAGGGGAGAUAUUAAAACACUUUUAAGCCA
Messenger RNA from Epinephelus moara (kelp grouper), 6286 nucleotides. It is a transcript of the gene zfr2, whose product is annotated as zinc finger RNA binding protein 2. Bases 66 to 3191 code for a protein of 1041 amino acids. Gene Ontology annotation, molecular function: zinc ion binding; double-stranded RNA binding; single-stranded RNA binding. The transcript is spliced from 19 exons. Gene Ontology annotation, cellular component: precatalytic spliceosome. The record is from RefSeq and is a predicted model, not a curated record. Lineage: Eukaryota; Metazoa; Chordata; Actinopteri; Perciformes; Serranidae.